GCGACGAACAAAGCAAAAGAGAGCAAAAAAGUUACAGCCACUGAACAGCAUUCUGUGCUAUUCUAUAGAAUUAGCUUUUAUUUUAGUAAUUACUUAAAAUUUCGUUAUAAAAGUUCCGUAGUUUGUUCUUGUCCAGUGCGUCGUAAGAUAAUAUCAAGUUGUUGUACCGCGUAACUGAUGUUUAAGUGCAGAAAAACGGCAUAUUCUUCAGUCGAAUUUUGAGUGAAUCGUACGAAAGAAAAAACCACCCCCACCCACUUUUGCCACCCGCUCACAGUGGUGGAUCAAAGGGGUGGUGGUUGGCAGGCGCGAUCAAACAACAACAUCAACAACAGCAGCAGCAUGGUCAUCACAACAUAAACAAACGUCUCUCCUUCCCUCUCCACUGUUUUGAGGGUGUUGGCGGCAAACUGCUUGGUGACGGUAGAAGUGGAUUAAUAUCACUUUUUUUUUUCACGAUCCUAAUUGGUGCUUUUUGGCAUACAAAGCGGCGAUGAUUGCGCUUGUUGACCAACAAGGGCUAGAAUAAUCGCACGUCUCGUUCCUAUUCUCGGAAGCAGCAGUCGUAUUGCUGCAGCAGAUGUAAACGGCGCUGCUUAAAAUAGUGCACUUUCGAUGGGACAAUGGAUCGUCAUAGGCGGCAAAUUGGUUCUCACGACGAACGGACGACGCCAACGAUUUGCCUCAUCAAACGAAAAAGAAACACCCUGAAAAGUGCCGCCACUGAUGAUUAUUACUGCUCUUCCACGUUGGAUCGUCAUUGUCAUCGCGGCCACGGCUGGUGUCAAUCUUCAGUAUCCGUGCCCUCGGAAGGUGCAAGGUGCAACAGAUUGGUGUAGCAGUUUGAUAGCGUCGUUUUGUUAUAUAACUAAACAAAGUCAAUUAAUGCAACUUGAAUGCGCUUCAUUCAUGGAAAGGAUUCGUUAAACUAUAUUGAAACGAUUCGUUUGUUCAGGAUUACAUUUAGCAUUCAGCAUAACGUCAGCUCAAUCCUAACAUCAAGCCAUGGAUAAACAGGACCCCUCGAAGCAGGGCAAGGGAAAGAGGCCAUUCCUGGGACUGCUAUCAAAACGGUCCUCGCGGGUGGAACCACAGCGUUGCACUGAAAGUGAAGACGAGCUUGGAACAUCGGAUUCUACGAACAAUUCUACCCUAAACCUGGCAACGACCAGCCAAAAGUCGAGUAGUUCGAAUCUUCAGCAGCAACAGCCGAGUAAAAGUGAUGUCCCUACGACCAGUGGCAAUCCCGCAGUUGCUAACAAUACCGCCACUCAGCAGCAGCAACAGCGUCAGGACUCUUCCAAUCAAAGUGAUACCAAUUCGUAUCAUCUGCUGUCGACGUCGUCCACAACUACGAACUCAUCUGCAGAUCCAUCUUCGAAAGCAACCAACACGUCGUCAUCGUCGUCACAAAAGACAUACAACAAAUUUAUCGCGAGGGACUCUACACAAGCUGCAGUUAUGCGGAAUCCGUCGAACCGACUGAGCGGACAGUUCAACUUGUGCUGUUCGGUGGAUGAAAGUUUGCUCAAAUCUCCCAAAAAGAACCGUUACUCCGAUCCACAUGGGGGUGCUGGUGGCUGUAGCUCUUUGGAUUAUGGCAUUCAGCAGCAGUCUCAACAAUCUCAACAACAGCAACAGCAUCAACGGCGACAGCAGUUGAGAUUGGAACUCAAUGCUAAGAACUCGACAAGCAGUAAUGGGAAAGAGAAGGCCAGCCCAGUAGCGAAUGGCGCUAAAAGUAGACCGUUGGAGUUUGGCCAGGAUGUUGCUGGAGCGGUGAACUCCAGUGAAGAAAUUGAUAGCAGCGGUUAUCACAGUAAUAGUCAAACAGCGUUAGUGGAUAAUAGGGUUGUGACGAAACCAGUAGUAUUUCGUGAAUACCAGAAUCAUACGCAGCGAGCAAUUAUGAGCAGCAAGUCUAGAUUUAAGGAACGUUUCUUGCCUCCAUUACCAAAACUCGAAGGCUACGAGAAAAUGGAGCAGCAUUAUAGUUCGCCAAAUAUAGCGGAAACGGAUGAUCCUCCGGGUGUAGAUCGACGAGAUAGCAGAAAGUCGAUGUCUUUCGAUACGGUUACUACGGGAAACGAUGGUGACUCGAUAAUAAGCAAUCCAGCAAGUGCCGAUUCGCUGGCUAGGCAAGCUUUAAUGGCAGCUCACGUGCUACAUCUCAUACCUGCGGAUAAGGCUCGCCAAAGGAAUUUUCUUCACGGUAGAUUAGGGACUACUUCGCUACUGGGCCCAUCUGAACUCGACAAAGUUCUUCCAACUAGAGAAAUAACGAUUUUUGUUGGCACUUGGAAUAUGAACGGACAGAGUCCGCCAAAACAGUUGAACGACUUCGUUCUACCGACAUCGUUGGAACACGUUCCUGAUAUAAUUGUGUUUGGUACCCAAGAAUCCUACUCGGAGCGAUUUGAAUGGGAAGUUACACUCCAGGAAACGCUUGGCCCCAGUCAUAUUCUUCUGCACUCAACCAGUCUCGGUACUCUGCACCUAGCAGCGUUUAUACGACGAGAUUUGAUAUGGUACUGUUCCGAGCCAGAAGAUGCUAACCUAUCCGUACGCCCAGGCACAGCUUUCCGAACGAAAGGAGCUAUCGCCAUUUCCUUCAGCCUCUUCGGAACAUCGUUUCUCUUUGUGACGUCACACCUGACGGCUCACCAGCAGAAAGUGAAAGAACGUGUUUCAGAUGUGAAGAAAAUCAUCCACUCGCUAGAUCUUCCCCGUAAUUUGACCGUCAAGCACCGGAACAAGGACGUGACACAAAACUUCGAUAGCGUUUUCUGGUGUGGAGAUUUAAACUUUCGGCUCAGCGAACCACGUGACAAGCUGAUGCACUGGAUUGAAACGACGCAGUUCCCAUUGCCAGCACAUUUACCGCAUGGAUUCAUGCACACGGAUCAACUGACGAGCGUCCUGGCGGAUGGAGCAGCAUUUAAGGGUUUCCGAGAGGCGAAGAUCACCUUUCCGCCCACUUAUAAGUAUGAUCCCGGUACGCAACGGUUCGAUACGUCCAGCAAGCAACGUGCGCCGGCUUACACGGAUCGCAUUCUCUACAAGUUCAAACCGUUGCCUGUGACAACUGUGCAUCGGCGAAUAAGCAACGCUGCCGGUGGCAAAAUUACCCAUCCUCCAUCGCCGGUCAAAUGCCUAGCGUACGAUUCGGUGCAGAGUAUCAUCACGUCGGACCACAAACCGGUGUGGGCGUUGUUCCGCAGCAUCAUACGGCCGGGCGUUGAUACGAUACCCUUGGCCGCAGGUUUGUUCAAUCGGGAAGUUUACCUGGAAGGUAUGAAACGGCGAUUAGACAACUCCGGCUCGAGCUCAUCUGCAGUUUGCAGCAUUCAAUGAUGAUAGCUAAAACCCGUAAUGUGAUAAGGUAAUCAGCACACAGGUAAUGUUUUUUCUUCUAGUCCACUACGCUGUAUAGAGUUACUACAUAUUUAAUGUCAAUGGAUUGUGGGACAGUAGGUAUAUGUGGACUUUCGCGUCCCAUCCCAUUUGAUUCUCAUAGAUAGAACCGAUAGAAUAUCGUCAUCAAGGUGUACUAGGAGCAGUAAAAUACAACCGCUAACAAGAGAACAAAGACAACAUACAUGAAUGAUUCCUUUUAAAAAAUAACAUUUUUAACAUGUUUAGGAAGUAGGUCAAAACUUCUUUUAGAGUAGUGUAUGUAUUGUUGAACCUAAGAGCGAACCAGGACUUUUUGGUACCGCAAAUAAUGGCAGCCUUAAAGGUUAGUUUAGAGAACCCGUUUCUAGUCAGAACAUCAAAGUCAAAUUAUUGAUAAGUCUCUCAUAUAUUUAUGCUAGUCUAAGGUGAAUAAUGAACUGAUCUACAAUAAUUUAGUACCAUUAUCACAUAUCGAGAUGAAAUCUUUCUUGUUUUAUACGCUAGUUACGUAGAUUGUAACUAUCGAGAUUCGAUUAAAAUCGACGAAAACGUGCUCACUAAAAUUAAUAAUGUCUGCAAUUAUGAAAUAUGGGUAAUUAACUAGGCUUUAUGAAUGCCUUAUAUAUAUUUCUAUAUUAUUUGUUAAUAUGCUUGUCAAUGAGUCAAUGAGAAAAAUCAAUUAUCCUGGCCCUAAAAAGACAUCCCUUUGAAAUAUUCUCGAUGAUGUAGGAUCUCUUCUAGUUUAGUCAACUGCAAUAGUCAUACCCAUGUGCUGCCAGCUAGUGGUGCAAAGCAAACGUCACAUGAAAAGAUUCUAUCGUAUAUAAACCAUCUGUCUCUCUACCUCUUGUGAUGAGUAGUGAAACCAAAACCGACAGUAGCAGCAUAUGCAGUGUUUAGAAUCUCCGAAACUUUAGUGGAUAAUCCCAAUGGGAGCCAAAUAUCGUCGUCGCAUAGAACAGAAUAGACAUUAUAUAGAAAGCAAUGAUGAAACAAUCCCUUCACCAACUAAUAUUCCAUGGAUUGAUAACUAUCCGGAAUUGGCCUUAAAGAGGUACAGUCAAGAUUUCUAUAGUGCGGCUGAUGACAAUAUAUCGAUAGAUUGCCACCUAAUGAUGUAGAUUUUUGAUAACCAAAAAGGUAGGAAACAAACGAGAAAUUGUGAUUGAAAACCGAUGUUAUCAACUGUACUGUAGGAAUCUUGACUGUAUGACAAAAUCUUUAUUACUGCGAAAUGUUCUAUUGAAUCGCUCAUUUUCAUUCCAUCAUUUACCUUUAUUCUUCCCAAAGUAUAUUUAUUUCCAUUAUGAAUAGUCGGUUUUACGAUUUCUGUUAUUUAAAGGCUGUAUAAUGGCCAUUGUUUUGUUGGUGUCGUUUAAAACAUAUGAAUAAAAAAUGUGAGAAUCUGAUUUUUACACACUUUAAACUUUGAUAAUAAAUUCCAUUUCCUUCUAAA
Molecule: messenger RNA, 4852 nt
Organism: Aedes aegypti (yellow fever mosquito)
Lineage: Eukaryota; Metazoa; Arthropoda; Insecta; Diptera; Culicidae
Gene: INPP5E
Product: 72 kDa inositol polyphosphate 5-phosphatase
Exons: 6
Coding region: 1006-3354 (782 amino acids)
Biological process (GO): phosphatidylinositol dephosphorylation
Molecular function (GO): phosphatase activity
Source: RefSeq, a predicted model, not a curated record